AUGUCGAAAGCAGAGCGAGCCACAAAAAGGCAGAAGUUCCUCGAAGAGGAGUCCGACGAGAGCGAUGCCGGAGUUCCCCUCCUCCAAGUCAACGAGGAGUACGCCCGACGAUUCGAGCACAACAAAAAGCGAGAAGAGCUAUCGCGGCUGGAAGAAAAGUUCAAGGAUAACAAGAGGAAGCGAGAUGACGACAGCGAGAAUGACUCCUCCUCCGGCUCCGACGAGGACGAUGUCGCCGAACUAGCGACCGCCGACCUGGACGAGGAGAUCUUUGCGACACUGCAGGCGAUCAAGAACAAGGACCCUCGAGUGUACGAUCCGGAAGUCAAGUUCUACCGCGAAUUCGAUGCUGAGGCCGCGGAGAACGGCGCAGGCGCAGCUGUCAAGAGCGAGAAGCCGAUGUACCUACAGGACUACCAUCGCCAGAAUUACCUUGCCGGCAAGACUGGCGCGGAAGAGGAUGACGAGGAUGAGGACGACGGUCCUCCGGCGCAGACCUACCAGCAAGAGCAAGAUCAGCUAAAGCGGGAACUUGUCGGGCACGAGGAUCUCCCAGGCAUCACCAAGAAGAAAGAGAAAAAGGCGAAGAAACUCACCGACACCGACAUCCGCGAAGCCGACAAGGAUCCGGAAACUUUCCUCUCCAACUUCAUGGCUGCUCGAGCGUGGCUUCCUUCCGACGGUGCCCGCUUCCAACCUCUCGAAUCCGAUGAUAGUGACGAGGACGCCCGUGCAGACGAGUACGAGGAGGCAUACAAUCUCCGAUUUGAGGACCCGGCAAAGGCCAAUGAGAAACUCGCUUCCUUUUCAAGAGACGUGGGAAAAUAUGGCGUGCGAAGGGAGGAGAAGACAGGCCGCGCGAAAGCUCGUGAUCGAGAACGUGAAUUGAAAGAGGCGAUGAAGCGCGAACGCGAAGAGGACAAGGCAAGACUGCGGAAGCUGAAGAUCGAGCAAGCGGAGGAGAAGGUCAAGAGGAUCAAGGAAGCUGCUGGCCUGCGCGCGGAUGACGUGCUGGAUCUGGCAGAGUGGAAGGAGGUGAUUGAUGGAGACUUCGACGACGACAAAUGGGAAGAGGAGAUGACGAGGCGCUUCGGAGAGGAUUACUAUGCGGCCGGUGAGGGCGAGGAAGACAGCGAGGGCGAAGCUGCCGACAAGAAGAAGAAGCGGAAGGCGAAGAAGCCCAAAUGGGACGACGACAUCGAUAUUGGGGACUUGGUGCCCGAUUUCGACCCAGGCGACAAGCCUACAGUAUCUCUGUCCGAUCUCGAAGCAUCAGACGACGAUGGCGAAAAGGGCGUGGCACUUGACGGAUCAGACGGGAGUGACGCCGAAGAAGAGGAAACCCGCAAAAAGCCCAAGUCGAAGAAAGACCGCGCCAAAGAAAAGUCCGAAGCCAAGCGCGCGGCCCGCAAACAACGCCAGCAGAUUGAAUCUCUCGUCGACUCCAAACUGCCCAUCACCAUGGCCACGUCCUCCACUCAGCCAACAUCCGCUCCCACCGGCUUCCGCUACCGCGAGACCUCACCCACGACUUUCGGCCUCACUCCGCGAGACAUCCUCUUCGCCUCCGACGCCGCGCUGAACAAUUUCGCCGGACUGAAGAAGCUGGCCGCUUUCCGCGACGAGGAGAGGAAGAAGAAAGAGCGCAAAAAGCUAAGUAAGAAAGGGAGGGUGAAGAUGUGGAGACGGGAGACCUUUGGCAGAGAGGAGCCUCCAGAGGGAGCCUUGGAGGACGCGGUCGUCGCCGAGGAUGAGAAAGGGGAGGAGGUUGAUGGUGUGGUGGACGGAGAGAGGGAGGGGAAGAAAAAGAAGAAGAGGAGUAAGGGUGGAAAGGGCAAAGCUACAGCAGCGUUGGAGGUUUGA
Molecule: messenger RNA, 1863 nt
Organism: Zymoseptoria tritici IPO323
Lineage: Eukaryota; Fungi; Ascomycota; Dothideomycetes; Mycosphaerellales; Mycosphaerellaceae
Exons: 3
Coding region: 1-1863 (620 amino acids)
Biological process (GO): endonucleolytic cleavage in ITS1 to separate SSU-rRNA from 5.8S rRNA and LSU-rRNA from tricistronic rRNA transcript (SSU-rRNA, 5.8S rRNA, LSU-rRNA)
Cellular component (GO): 90S preribosome; nucleolus
Source: RefSeq, a predicted model, not a curated record